AUCCCACAAUCCAGCGGUGAAGAUGGCGGCGCCCAGGAGCCGGAGGCGCGUGCAGUCCGAGUGAAGGGAACCUCUGUCCGCCCACUGACUGUGGUAGAGGCCGUGUCCCUCCACUCCUCUCACAAUGAAGAACAAACCCACCCGGCACCGGACUCAGAACACGUUCCGGUUUCUCACCUUCUCAGAACGGUUAGCGAAUGUGAAUAUUGAUAUAAUCCAUCGGAUUGAUAGAACUGGGAGCUAUGCUGAGGAAGUUGAAACCUACUUUUAUGAAGGCCUGGAGAAAUGGAGAGAUCUUAACUGCACGGAUCACUUUGUUAACUUUUACAAAGAGGUAUGCGGAAUAACCCAAUCUUUUAAUCAGUUGGUAUACCAUCAGAACACGGUGGUAGAAAGCUUGAAAAAUCAUCUUCAAAUCAGGAGCAGCCUGGCAUACCAACCUUUACUCGACCUCGUGGUACAGUUGGCCAGAGAUCUGCAGGGGGACUUCUAUCCUCACUUCAGAGAGUUCUUUAUAAUUAUAACCUCCUUGCUGAACACACAGGACACAGAACUGUUGGAAUGGAUCUUCACCUGUCUCUCCUACCUGUACAAAUACCUCUGGAGACUUAUGGUCAAGGACAUAACAGACAUUUACAGUUUGUAUAGUUCACUUUUGGGCCACAAUAAGGAGCAUAUCAGAUGUUUUGCAGCCGAAAGUUUUGCUUUCUUAAUGAGAAAGGCUCCUGAUCACAAUGCCCUUUUCAACUUCAUGUUUGCUGACCUGGAGCAACACUCUGAGAAGGCUGAGGGAGUGGGCCAGCUGCUUUUCGAUGUGUGCAAAGGAGUCCAAAAUACCUUGCACUCAUGUGCAGCCAAAAUCUUCCCUGCUGUCUUACAAAAACUGGGACCUGUCACAGAGUUAGAGGCUGUGUUACCAUGGGAUAAGGUUGGGCAAGCUGUUCACCACAUGGCCAAGUCAUUUGCAUCCUAUGUUGACAGGGAACACUUUGAUGUAGUCUGGAACUGCUUACAAAGAUGUAUCCUGGGGCUCUGCGACCAAUUAAACUGCGGGGACAGGCAGCAAGGCUCUGAUCAAAUCCAGAGGAUACUGCAGAUAUACCUGGUGAUGGUGGAAAGUGGACAGGGGUCAAAGGUUACUCAUCCGGUCGAGCUUUGUGAGACUUUGAUCCAGACGCUGCAGGCUUCACAGAUGACCACAUCCUGCUGUGAGGCUCUUCUUGAGGUAUUCUCCACCCUCCUGAAGGCUCAGAAUAUUACUCUGCCGAAAGCACUGACUGUAGAAGCUUCUAGGAAGAUUUACAGCUGUGGGUUUGAGAGAAAAUUAAUUCUGGAGUUCUCUGAAAAGAUAUUUAACAUGUGCCAGUUUGAACAGCUGUUUCUGCCAAACUUGCUGCAGUAUGUGGAGGAACAGUUUGCACUUGAUGAUCUAUCUGCUUGGGAAGAAACUCUGGGAAUUUUGGUGGAACUGAUUCUGGUCAAAGCUGAGCCUCCGACUGUUGGAUCGAUGGCAUUUGAAAAGUAUCCUCUUCACUUUGCUGGGCCGGUGCAAGUCAAUUCGAGUGGAGUGAAGAAUGGUGGGCCAGUUGCUUUGGUGUUAGAUUUCAUCCUUUCGUUGCUGCACAUACCUGAAGCUGGAGAGAGAUUGGAUCUUGCACAUAGUUGGGCUGCUCUCAUCAUUCUUCCCCAUGUCAGGCCUAUGCAAACAGAGAAAGUGUUGGACCAGGUUCAGUUAUUUUUUAACUGGCUACUGGCAACCCUUGAGGAAAAUGAUUCCAUUGACGAAGGAUGGAUGUAUGUUGCUCGUCAAGCAGUCAGCACCAUUCUGAGUCUAACUGAAUCUUCAGAUGUUCUCAGCAUUCUUCCAGUGGAAUGUGUAAGAAAUUUGAUUAAGAAGUCACCAUCUAACCCCUCUGCUCUUUUGCUGGGUGAUCUGUACUAUACUCGGUUAGCAUUAUGUGGCUACAGUGAUCUCCUUUCACAAGACUCUCUGCUUGACCUGUUCACAGAACUUCGGCCAAAUCUUUCCACAUCUGUUUCCAAGGUGCGACUUCUCUCACUGAGGAUUAUGAAUCAUUUUAAAGUGCAGCUACGUGAAAGAGUCGAGGAUGAGAGUGAUGGAGAUCUUCAGUCUGUCUUUGCCAUCUUACUUCAAGCUGAACUUGUCCCUGCAACUGUUCAUGACUACAGAGAGAAGUUACUGCACCUGAGGAAGCUAAGGCAUGAUCUGGCGCAGCCGUGUAUCCCUGAGGGGCAGUAUGACGAGGUUCCUCUUCAGUAUUUGAUAGGAAUGCUUUAUAUAAACUUCAGUGCAUUGUGGGACCCAGUGAUCGAAUUAAUUGUUUCUCAUGCACGUGGAAUGGAAAACAAAGCAUUCUGGUGUAUUUAUUAUGAACAUCUGGACCAGGCAGCUCAUUUUACGGAGAAGGAAUUGAAAUGUGAAUUGGGAGAGGAAAUGAAAGACAACAUUACAUCGGACACUCCGAGUAGUCUGCCAGAUAUAAUCAGAGGAUUGUACCAGGAUCAGCUUCAUAUGGCAAUGAAGUCCAAUGAGAGGACAGAUCGCACCAACUUCCGCUUCCUGCUUUGGAAAGCAAUGGGUGACUUCGCUGACAGAGUAGAACCUCGGUCACGGGAACUCUCUCCUUUGCUUCUAAGAUUUAUUGACAAUGAAUAUUACCCAGCGGACUUGUUGGUUGCCCCAGCUGAAGACAUCAGGAAGAAGCAGGGGACUGAUGAGAAUGUGACUGCUGUCGAACUGCAGGAUGGGUGCAGUGCAGUCGCUGAUGAGAUUGAAGGUCCUGACGAACUCAAGUUUGCUGUGGGGAAGAAGCCCAGGAGGGCAGCUGUAAAGCAAUUGAUCGCUCACCUGAAAGUUUUCUCCAAGUUUUCCAACCCGAGGUCGCUAUACCUGGAACCCAAGCUGAAGGAAUUGUACAUACAGCUGCUGUGCCAUCAUUGCCAGGAUGUGCAGAAAAUUGCCUUGGAAUGUCUGCUCACCUACAAGCACCCACACAUGCUGCCCUACAGGGAAAACCUCCAGCGACUGCUGGAGGACAAGAGCUUCAAAGAAGAAGUCAUUCACUUUAGUAUUGCAGAAGAAACGACCAUCGUAUCAGCCGCACACAGACCUGAGCUCAUCCCAAUUAUCAUGAGGAUUCUUUAUGGACGCAUGAGGAGCAAAACAGGGAGCAAAACCCAAGGCCGAGCAGCAGCAGGGACCCGCAUGGUCAUUGUUCUAAAUUUCCUGGCUGGCUCAUUAUCUGAGGAGAUACACCUCUUCCUGGAUCUGCUCCUUGAACCAGUACACCAUUUUACUCAGGGAUCCUGUCUAUGUGCAGUGUUACAGUCAGUAAAGACUUUGGAUAUGUCAAAGAUUUUACCCCUAGGACGUCAGCACGGUCUACUGAACGGCAUUGAUGUGGUGAUGAAAAAGCUGGGCCAUCUAAUCCAAGACUAUCUGCCGAAACUGCUCCAGAUCACCUUGUGCAUGUGUGCGUCAGUGUCUCAUAUUCUUCAGCAACGAGACCAGAUCCAACCGCGGUGCAUAAACCAGCUAAAAUAUUUGAGACGUCUGGGAAUAAAUCAGAUUGCUACUUUCUUUAAUGACUUUGAGUCCUACGCUUUCACAGCAGAAGAGAUUGACGCAUUGUUUCACGGUGUUGUGUGGCCACAGAUCGGGAGACUCGCUUCUGAAGGGCAGUAUGCGCCAACCCCUCUCCUGAAACUGAUUCAUAUCUGGAGCAAGAAUUCCAGAUUCUUCCCACUCCUUGCAAAACAGCUUCCUGAUCACCCACAGUUGGAUGUUCUGACCAACGUCUUUGCCUUGCUGUCAUCUAAGAGGAUCGCAGAACCUACGGCGGUGGUUGUCAUGGAUAUCGUUGACAGCCUGUUGAGCAUGCCUGACUUCUCACCAACAGCACAAGCAAGCGUCCUGACUGUGAACGACACAGCCUUUCUAGAACCUUCCACCAUUGCAGGAGAAUCGGCAAGCAUGGGGAUAUGUCUUAUUCUGCCUCAUAUUUCCACCAUCCUGCGGCAUCUUAACAAAGCUGUUGGAAAUACAGAACGAAUGAAGAAGAAAAAAUUCCAAACACAAGUCAGUAAAGAUUUGAGCAUCCUUUCGAGGAUAAGUCAGUUUGUACAGGAUAAGGAACAGAGCACUGUUUUGAUCAAUCUCCUGAUGCCCUAUCUCUUUAAGCCAAACACACCACAGGAUACUGAGAUUGACAUCCUGAAAACCAUUCAGAACCUCCUGCAGCACUGCUCUGAGCCCGCCACGUUCAUCAAGCCACUGGCUGCCCUUUUCUCUGUCAUUCAAAACAGGCUGUCUCGGCAGACCCUCUGCUCCAUCUUCCAGACCUUGGCUGAUCUGGACAGCAGACUGGUGUACAUUACAGAAAUUGUCACUAAGUUAAAUGCCUUUGAUCGACAACAUCUUGAUGACAUUGAUUUUGAUGAGCGCCUGUCUGCAUUCCAACUUACCACUAAAUGUAUCCGAGAGAUGGGAACAUUGGAUAUGGAGUAUCUGAUUGCAGUCAUGCACAACUGCUUCCAUUCCAUUCGGUUGGGGGAGAUGACUCUUAGUGACAGCGCGACACUUUGCUUGACUGAGAUUAUCCGAAGAGUGGCUUCUGUUGACUGCUCAGAGGACGAAUACAAGGAAGUAAUCAACCGCACUUUACUGGAGACCUUACGGAAUUGUCUCAAAUCAAAGAUUGAGAGUGUUCAACAGGAAUACACAACGCUACUUUGCUGCUUGAUCCGGACAUUCCCCCAAAGACCAGAAUUCCAGGACCUGGUGCAGCUAACAGACCACGAUCCGGAUAUGGACUUCUUCGAGAAUAUGAAGCAUAUACAGAUCCACAGGAGAGCUCGUGCUCUGAAAAAACUAGCAAAGCAUCUUGAUGAGAAAAAGAUUACGUUAUCCUCAAAAUCUUUGGUGAAUUACAUCCUGCCAUUUGCUACUUCAACACUGUUCAAUGAGAACAUGCUGAAGUACGAGAACAUGACCACGGCAUCUGUGGAACUUGUUGGAGCUGCCUGCAAGCAUCUCUCAUGGUCACCAUAUAUUUAUUACCUUAAACGAUAUAUUCACAUUCUGCAGACUGGACAGAUCAACCAGAAACUUGCAGUCAGUUUGCUACUCUCAGUGUUGCAAGCCUUUCACUUUGACCCAGAGAGUCUACGGAAGGAGUUUGAAGCUGUUCAGGCAAUUGAAAAUGCAAUAGAUAUGGAGAAAGGAGAUGAGGAAAAUGUGGCUGAAGCCAUGGAAUUGGAAGGUGAUGUCGAUGAAGAGAAGGAAGAAUCUGCAGAAACAUUAAAUGAAGGUAACACAGUGUGUGAUGAAGGUACAAUGGGAGAAGAUGUCCCAGUGAAGCAGAUGAAGAAGCCUGUGACCCCUGAACCCAAAAACAACAAGGAGCUGCAAAAUCUGAUUGAACACAUCCAAAUGACUGUCACCAACAGCAUCCUGCCUAAGCUGCAGAAAUGCUUAACUGCAAAGGUGCAAAGAGAUGAGCAACACAAGUUGGUGAGAUCAAAAAUAGUCAAUGAUGAGGAGUUGGUGCGUAUUCCGCUGGCUUUUACGAUGGUUAAACUGAUGCAGACUCUUCCCAAGGAAACCAUGGACUCCAAUUUACCAAGCAUCCUCAUCAAAGUCUGUAUGCUGUUGAGAAACCAAGCGCAGGAGAUCCGCGAUGUUGCUCGCAACACCCUGACUAAAAUCAUUGAGACUCUGGGUCCAGAAUACCUUCUGUAUCUUCUCAAAGAGAUGCAGUCAGCUUUAACCAAGGGCUAUCAGGUUCAUGUUUUGACCUACACGGUCUAUAUGCUGUUGAAGAGUCUCGUACCCAGACUUAACAGCGGAGAUUUGGACCCUUGUGUGGACAUUCUCAUUGAGAUUUUUAACCAUGAACUGUUUGGUGAAAUUGCAGAAGAGAAAGAAGUGAAAGGAAUUAUAAGCAAAGUGAUGGAAGCGAGGUCAAGCAAGAGCUACGACUCCUAUCAGAUUCUGGCUCGGUUUGUGGGAAGGGCACAAGUUACUAAGCUGAUCCUUCCACUUAAAGAGAUAUUAGAGAGUAUAACCAUCCUUAAGCAAGCUUGCAAGGUUCAAGAAGCAUUUCGUCGCAUUGUGACUGGUCUGUUACUGAAUAAGGAAAUGACGGCUGACUCCAUCCUCUUAUUAAGCCACGGCCUGGUGACAGAGAGCUUGCCAUUGAUGACACAGAGAACCAAAGGUCAACACAAGAAACCUGAAGCAUCCCGUGUUGGACUGAAGCCCCAGAGUUGCCUCUUGCUGCCCCCCACCCCAAGCCGUACGGGUGAGAAAGCAGCUACCAGCACCAAGACCAACAUGCACAUUCUGGUCAAUACCGGGUUGAGGUUGUUGCAUAUGAGCUUGAAGAGAUCGAAGGUGAAUUCUUCAGAAGAACACAUUUUGGGAAUGCUUGACCCAUUUGUGCAGCUAUUGAUUGACUGCCUCCAGUCCAUGCAUGUAAAGGUGAUCAUUUCUGCCUUGCAGUGCCUCACCUGGAUAUUGAAAUUCCCAUUGGCGUCCAUGGAAACCCUGGCUGAUCAGCUGACCCAGCAACUUUUUGUGUUACUGAAGGAUUAUGCGAGGGCUGGAGCAGGGAGGGGAGACAACUUCCACCUGGUGGUGAAUUGUUUCAAGUCAAUUACUAUCCUCGUGAGGAACAUGACAGGACACAUGAUAACUGGCAAACAGUUGCAGAUUCUGUUGGGAUAUGCUGAGGAAGAUAUUUAUGACUCAUCACGUCAGGCAACAGCAUUUGGUCUUCUGAAAGCAAUUCUCUCAAGAAAGCUGCUUGUUCCAGAGAUGGACGAAGUGAUGCAGAAAGUGGCCAAACUUGCUGUGACUGGACAGAGUGACCAGGUCCGAGUGCAGUGUCGUCAGGUUUAUUUGAAGUUUGUUCUGGAUUAUCCCCUGGGAAGUAAACUGAAGUCUCACCUUGAGUUCAUUGUGGCACAGCUUUCCUAUGAACAUGAUAUUGGAAGAGAAUCUGCAUUGGAAAUGCUAGCUUAUAUCUUUCAAUCCUUUCCACAGGGUCUGCUUCAUCAGUAUUAUGCCCUUUUCUUCAUCCCUGUCACUCUGAUGAUUGUGAAUGAUGAUUCACCGAGCUGCAAGAAGAUGGCAGCUCUGGUAGCUCAGUCGUUGUUGAGCAAGGUGGACGAGAAGCACAAGGACCUGAUGUUUUCGUUGGUCUUGACGUGGUUCCAAAGUGAAAAGAUCUCUCACCGUCGACUGGCUGCCCAUACUUGUGGGCUUUUUGUUGAAACUGAAGGAACCACCUUUGAGAAACGACUUGGGAUCGUUCUUCCAAUCCUUGAAGCCGCAAUUGAUCCUGGAAAUUUCCAAGAUAUCCAUGAGGAAGCGGAAGAGAAAGCCACAGACCGUUUGCUGUUCAACCUCUUGACUCUGACUGUGAAACUGGUGAAGAAUUGCAACUUGGUCCAGCUGCUCAAACCACACCCCAUUCUCACCACGAUCUGGGGUCACAUCCAAGCUCAUCUGUGGCACCCUCACUCCUGGGUUUGGCUCACCUCUGCCCAGCUGUUCGGAAUGCUGUUCGCCUCCUAUCAACCUGAAGAGCUGGUGGCCAAGUGGAACUCUGGCAAGGCACUGAUCACGGAACAGAAUUCCAUGGAGACGCCAGCGGCACAGUUCUUGCUGGAAGAGCUGGACAGAAAGACCAAACUCUUGGCUUUAGCCUUUUGUCAUCAGCUGCAGUCCAAGUUCCUGGAUCUCACGCUGGGUGAACAGGUGAUAAAGAACUUGCUGUUUGUGGCCAAAGUCAUCUUCCUCUUGGAGUCUGUUGACUGUGGAGAUGAAAAGGUGGAUGAAAAGACAGAGGAGAGCGAGGAUGAAAUGGGAGCAGACGAAACUGAGGAAGACACGGCAGGAAAAGUUGCGUCUGAUGGUGCCAAAGGGAAGAGAGCAACCCUGAUGUGGCUGAUCAGGAAGCUGUGUACUCUUGCCAAGAGAGAAGCAGCUCAUUCCCCGAAAAUAUCUUUGAAGAGGACAUGCGUCUUUAAGUUCCUUGGAGCAAUCUCCGUAAACCUUGGAAUGGAAGGAGUGAAGCCUUAUCUCCCAGUAAUUAUUGCGCCUCUUUACAGGGAAUUGAACAGUACUUACGCAGAGCAAGACUCGACAUUGAGGAACCUUUCCCAGGAGAUCAUCGAGCUGCUGAAGAAACUGGUUGGGUUGGAAACGUUCUCUCUGGGCUUUGCAGCCGUGCAGAAGCAGGCCAGCCAGAAGAAAGCUUUGCGGAAAAGACAGAAAGCUCUGCAGGCAGUGGCAAAUCCGGAUAUUGCCGCAAGGAAGAAACUGAAGAAGCACAAAAAUAAAGCGGAAGCCAAGAAAAGAAAAAUUGAAGUCCUUCGACCUGGCUACAAGGCGAAAAAGGCCCGAAGCAGCACGCUAAAGGACUUGGCCAUAGUGGAGUGAAAUGUUUUAGUUCAGUCGUUUUGUACGUGAUGAUUUUAUGCCAGAAACUAAAAGAUCACUUCUGAUGGCCACAUUUUUAUUUUUGUCUCCCAUUCCCAACAAUUCUUUUGCAAUGUGGCUCAGGAGUAUUUAGCAUGAAGUACAGUUUAAUGUACUGUUUAUCUUGGCAGAUUGUCAAUAAAUGGUGCUUUGUGAUAGCGCCUGUUCUCACAA
Messenger RNA from Chiloscyllium plagiosum (whitespotted bambooshark), 8680 nucleotides. RefSeq names its product UTP20 small subunit processome component (gene utp20). The record is from RefSeq and is a predicted model, not a curated record. Gene Ontology annotation, cellular component: nucleolus; small-subunit processome; 90S preribosome. NCBI's taxonomy places the organism in Eukaryota, Metazoa, Chordata, Chondrichthyes, Orectolobiformes, Hemiscylliidae.